GCCCGGGUCCUGGAGCAGGAGACUGCGCUGCUUUUGAAAAUGUUACCGCCUUCUCACCGGAGUUACCUCGGACACCACAGCAGGGUCGCGUUGUUUCACCUUCUGUGCAGUAUUACAGGUGUGUGGGGCAGUCAGGUGGUGGUGCCUCAGAGGGUGAACGCUGUGCUGGGCAAGAAUGUGACAUUAGAGUGCAGGGUGGAGGUGGGCGCAAACCUCACUCUUACUCAGAGUUCCUGGGAGCGCCGGCUGCCUUCAGGGUCAGUCACAGUGGCUGUCUACAACCCGCUGUUCGGCAUCUCCAUCCCUCCAGAGUUUAUCCACCGCCUGUAUUUUCGCUCGCCCUCCUCCCAUGAUGCCACCAUCAUACUGGAAAACGUGGGCUUUUCUGACGUCGGGAUCUAUACCUGUAAGGUUGCCACAUUUCCUCUGGGAAACACUCAAGCCGCCACUACUGUCAAUGUACUUGUGGAGCCGAAGGUCUACGUGUCUGCGGGUUCAACUGCCCUGAUCGACGGUGGCAACGAUACUGUGGUGGCCACCUGCAUUGCUGAGCGGGCGCGGCCUCCUGCUGAGGUGUCCUGGGAGUCCAACCUUUUUGGUCAGUCAGAAGUGCAACUGUUUGACGAAGUCAACGGCACGACCAGCACUCAAGUGCGCUACCUCUGGCAGCCCACGCGUCACAUCCAGGGCCACACGCUGACCUGUGUGGUCCGCCACCCGGCUCUGCAGAGCGACUUCAGGAUCCCCUACCAACUCAAUGUGCAGUUUGCUCCUGACAUCUCAGUUGUGGGCUAUGAUGGAGACUGGCACGUGGGCCGGGAGAAUGUUCAAAUGACUUGCAAAGCGAACGCAAACCCACCGGCUCAUCACUUCAGAUGGAUCAGAUUGGACAGUGAAAUGCCAGAAGGGGUGGAAAUAAUGAACAGCACUUUGCUCUUCCUGCGUCCCCUCCAGCGGAAUGACUCUGGAGUUUACAGGUGUGAGGUUGCCAAUGACAUCAACCUCCGCAGUCGGGAUGUGCGCAUUCUCAUACAAGAUCCUCCCACCAUGCCUUCCACCAUUACUGCUCCUGUCCUAACUGGUUCUGACUCCUCCACCUUAGUGGAUGAAAGGGGGAAUGUCCUCAGCUCCCCCACACUCGAAGCCCUACCUGAGAGUAAUCUUGGUUCCAUAGUGGGUGGGGCUGUGGGUGGGGCCUUGUUCCUGCUACUGCUGCUGACUGUGGUUGGCGUGUGUUACCUACGAAAGCAGCAGACCCUCCACGGGAACUACUACACCAAGCAGUACCUGGGCCCCAAUGACCUCCAGAAAGCCCCCACACAACACGAGCUCCACCCUACCAAAGCUGGCAGCAGCUCCCACCAUCAGGACCACGACCGAGAGGAGUGGGGCGACCGCCAGCUCAAAAACGAGCGUGACCGUCGUCACCAUAGCAACUACAAUGGAGAGGAGUAUCCCUCUAAUGGCUACACCAGGGCAAUGAGGGAGAGCAGUCACCACAGCCAUCAGCAGAAUCACCACCGUGAACACACACAGUAUUCUAGUCCACGGCAGGCCAGAUGUGCCAGAUACCCUCAUUCACCUAAACCACAGGGAAACGGCUCCCCCUACAUGUCGGAUGACUGCUACGAUAGCGGGCCCGAGGACCAGUCUCAAGCAGAGAGGUCAAACUCCAUCGCCGUGGCCGGAGCAGUUAUGGGCGCAGUCCUCGCUCUCUUCCUCAUCGCUGUCUUCAUCAUCGUGAUCCUCACUGCUCGCAAGGCCCCGCCACCAGCCUACGCCGACAAAGUGAUUGACCUUCCUCCGACACACAAGCCUCCUCCCCCCUACUGCGGGAGAGCACCGGCUGUUCCUCUGGGUGUCCACGCAUCACAAGUGGCCUGGCUCUGUCAGAGUCGCAGGGCGGAGCGCAGGUACGAGCUGACUGACGGGCAGCACCCACCCACGGCAAGGCCAGGACCACCGGCAGCACAAAGCCCCACCCAGCAGCUGUCUCGCCUGGAGUGGGUGUGUCAUCAGAGCGGGACAGACCGGGUGUACAUCAACCACCGGGAACACUAUGUGUGA
Molecule: messenger RNA, 2067 nt
Organism: Chelmon rostratus (copperband butterflyfish)
Lineage: Eukaryota; Metazoa; Chordata; Actinopteri; Chaetodontiformes; Chaetodontidae
Gene: nectin3b
Product: nectin cell adhesion molecule 3b
Exons: 9
Coding region: 40-2067 (675 amino acids)
Biological process (GO): heterophilic cell-cell adhesion; homophilic cell-cell adhesion
Cellular component (GO): adherens junction; apical junction complex
Source: RefSeq, a predicted model, not a curated record